CGGCCGGAGGGGUCCGGGUCAACGUUGCAGACGGUAGCGUACCAACGUUCCGGCCGCAGGGCAGGCCGGCCGGAUACGUCUCGUCCCCAACGUUCCGGCCGGCCCUCCACCCUGCCCCUGCGUCCCCCAGCGGUGCACCCGGAGCAUCCCAUCGCCCGUUCCAACGUGCCGGCCGGAGGGCUGUCCGGCCGGGCACCUCUCAUCCACAACGUUCCGGCCGGCCUGCACCCUGCCCCUGCGUCCCCCAGCGGUGCACCCGGAGCAUCCCAUCCCCCGUUCCAACGUGCCGGCCGGAGGGCUGUCCGGCCGGGCACCUCUCAUCCACAACGUUCCGGCCGGCCUGCACCCUGCCCAUGUGUCCCCCAGCGGUGCACCCGGAGCACCCCAUCCCCCGUUCCAACGUGCCGGCCGGAGGGCUGUCCGGCCGGGCACCUCUCAUCCACAACGUUCCGGCCGGCCUGCACCCUGCCCCUGCGUCCCCCAGCGGUGCACCCGGAGCAUCCCAUCCCCCGUUCCAACGUGCCGGCCGGAGGGCUGUCCGGCCGGGCACCUCUCAUCCACAACGUUCCGGCGGGCCUGCACCCUGCCCAUGUGUCCCCCAGCGGUGCACCCGGAGCACCCCAUCCCCCGUUCCAACGUGCCGGCCGGAGGGCUGUCCGGCCGGGCACCUCUCGUCUCCAACGUUUCGGCCGGCCCUCCACCCUGCCCCUGCGUCCCCCAGCGGUGCACCCGGAGCAUCCCAUCGCCCGUUCCAACGUGCCGGCCGGAGGGCUGUCCGGCCGGGCACCUCUCAUCCACAACGUUCCGGCCGGCCUGCACCCUGCCCCUGCGUCCCCCAGCGGUGCACCCGGAGCAUCCCAUCCCCCGUUCCAACGUGCCGGCCGGAGGGCUGUCCGGCCGGGCACCUCUCAUCCACAACGUUCCGGCCGGCCUGCACCCUGCCCCUGCGUCCCCCAGCGGUGCACCCGGAGCAUCCCAUCCCCCGUUCCAACGUGCCGGCCGGAGGGCUGUCCGGCCGGGCACCUCUCAUCCACAACGUUCCGGCCGGCCUGCACCCUGCCCAUGUGUCCCCCAGCGGUGCACCCGUAG
Fomitopsis serialis is the source of this 1089-nucleotide messenger RNA. RefSeq lists its product as uncharacterized. The annotation marks the transcript as partial. Lineage: Eukaryota; Fungi; Basidiomycota; Agaricomycetes; Polyporales; Fomitopsidaceae. The record is from RefSeq and is a predicted model, not a curated record. The transcript has a single exon.